AUGGCGCAAAACCCCCUAAGCUAUCCGUUUCCAUACUCUCAGGCGGCACAGCUGGAUUCUAGGAUUAAAAUUCCACGACCAGCUAUCGAUCCCACACUAGCGCCCGUCGCCGAUUCGUUUCUUCUCCCCGAGGAGAUAGAUCUCCAACUAAUGCGUGGUAUCACUACCGUUGGGGAAGAGUGCAAUAAUCCUGCAGAUACUAUUAUAACAAACGCAGUGCAUAUGAAGCAUACCGAGUAUCACACUCUUGGUUCUAAUGGCAAUAAUGUGACACUUUCUAUCUUUACGCCGAAGAAUCCAACUUCGAAUGUUCUGCCAGCCUUAUACCAUAUACACGGAGGAGGGAUGGUUGCAGGUGAUCGCUUUUCUGGAGUUGCCGAGCUGCUGGACAUCAUCAAAGGUAUCGAGUGUGUCAUCAUAUCUGUCGAGUAUCGCCUUGCUCCGGAGACCCAAGCUCCAGGAGCAGCAGAAGAUUGUUACGCUGGGCUCAUCUGGACAUCUGAGAACGCGAUCGCCAUUGGUAUUGACCCGGCUAAGAUUGUUACCUGGGGUGUUUCCGGCGGAGCAGCCCUAGCAGCCGCCAUAUGCCUGAUGGCUAGGGAUAGAAAGCUUCCCGCGAUUCCCAUGAAAGGCCAGAUGCUUCUAUCUCCCAUGCUGGAUGAUCGUUGUGACAGUAUCUCGGACCAACAAUUUGAAUAUGGUAGUCCUUGGUGCGGUAUCACAAAUCGCAUGGCAUGGGACUAUGUUAUUGGGGAAGACAGGGGUAGCAACAAAGUAUCGCAGUAUCAGUCGCCGUCUCGAGCAGAAGACUUGUCAAACCUCCCAUGCACUUACAUCGACGCCGCAGAGUGCGAAGUAUUUCGCGAUCCUGCCGUGUCCUUUGCCACCAAUAUGUGGCGCUGUGGUUCAACUUGUGAAUUGCACAUCUGGCCAGGGGCUUUCCAUUUGUUUGACGGAAUAGAUAACCCCAAUGUGCCACUUAUUCACGCUGCAGUCUCUGCGAAAAGAACUUGGAUGGAACGAAUCUUGCUCUGCUAG
Trichoderma aggressivum f. europaeum is the source of this 1038-nucleotide messenger RNA. RefSeq lists its product as uncharacterized. The transcript has a single exon. The coding region runs from base 1 to 1038 and encodes 345 amino acids. Gene Ontology annotation, molecular function: lipase activity. Lineage: Eukaryota; Fungi; Ascomycota; Sordariomycetes; Hypocreales; Hypocreaceae. The record is from RefSeq and is a predicted model, not a curated record.